AUGACACCCGAUGAGCUGUCAGGCCUCCUAUUGCGGGACGAAUAUCUUGUUGUAGAUAUUCCCGCCGCAGCAUUCCCACAAUUGGAGCCAUUUAUUGGAACUAGAGCGUAAGAAUCCAAACAAUUAUUGACAACUAGAUAUUGACAGACUCUCCUAGGUACACCUACCGGCCAGCAAUCGGACGAUUGGCAGUCAAGAUCACCACUCAAAUGCAUGGGACGGUUGCAAGUUGGGCAAGUGAAUUGAUCGCAGAGGGUGUCGAAAAGGGAGCGUUUGGCAGAAGAGACAUUGCUCUUAUUGCUGAAGGGCGGCUCAGGGGAUUCUCCGGUGAAUAUGAAGAUAUAUAAGUUCUAUUCUCUAGACUGAAGAGUUCUUAUCUGAAUAUGAGUCUUACACUAGCACAGAACCAAAGUCCCCGAUAUUGCGCUAUUCCCCGGAGAAUGCUCCUGGCCUACGAUUGUGUUUGAAUUCGGCUAUGCCGAACCGUAUGACCAACUGAAGGAUGAUGUGAAGCUGCUCCUUGAGGGCAGUGAAGGACAAAUUACAAAGGUGAUAGUAAUCAAACUCGAGCCGCUUCAAGAGGGGGAGACGGAAAUCCAAAGAGGAUUUGUCGAAGUAUGGCAUCUCAGGAAUGGGGCUGCGACUAAGGAAGGUUGGAGAAAGGUGACUUUUAUCACCCUGCAGGUCCCAUUUACCUUCACUAAUAUGUGAAAUGUAGAACCUAUUUCCACCUCCGAGGAGCCAUGAGGCCCAGGAAAUAAUGCUAUCACUAGGAGAUAUACUUGGAGAUGAGUUUGAGAACCUUGCAAAUCAGGGAUGGGGUGCAGCAGAUACACUAGCCCUCCCAUUUGAUGCUUUACGCGAGUUUAUUGACAAAGCAACCCGGCGUCAUCUCAUCCAUGAAGGUCUUCUAGAGGAGGACUGA
This is a messenger RNA of Tuber aestivum (summer truffle), 925 nucleotides long. The record is from the annotation of a GenBank genome assembly. NCBI's taxonomy places the organism in Eukaryota, Fungi, Ascomycota, Pezizomycetes, Pezizales, Tuberaceae.